Blepharisma stoltei is the source of this 342-nucleotide messenger RNA. NCBI's taxonomy places the organism in Eukaryota, Ciliophora, Heterotrichea, Heterotrichida, Blepharismidae. The record is from the annotation of a GenBank genome assembly.
AUGGCACGUUGUGCCAGACUAAAAGAAAUUAUCCAGUUGGCGUCUCUUCAAGAAUACCAGCUGUGCUGCGUGAGUGUGUGCAGCUUAUUGCAGCAAUGGCUAUUUGUUUCUGUGGUAGAUGAAGCUGGAGGUGGAAGACAUGAAGAAGUUGUUGGAGACGCAAGAAGCUCAGGCCAGAAUUUUUAUUUAGACCAGAAUUGAUCUAAUUUUAUUUUUAGUCAGAAAGAUUUAAUUAUGAUCAGAUUUAGGCCAUUAUAUCAGAAGUUGAAUUUUAGAUCAGAAUUGUUUUUAAUCAGAAAUGGCCAGACUGAAAAGUCUUAUGGCCGUAAUUUCAUUAAGUAA